This is a messenger RNA of Spizellomyces punctatus DAOM BR117, 1495 nucleotides long. RefSeq lists its product as uncharacterized. Bases 134 to 1141 code for a protein of 335 amino acids. The transcript is spliced from 2 exons. Lineage: Eukaryota; Fungi; Chytridiomycota; Chytridiomycetes; Spizellomycetales; Spizellomycetaceae. The record is from RefSeq and is a predicted model, not a curated record.
AAGCCACUUUCUACUCUCUCUCUUUGACUUGCUAGAGGACAUUACUCUUUCUCAUUCUCUCUCUCUCUUCUCUCUCUCUCCCUGUCACUCUACUCUACUCUUGCGCACUCUACUCGUACAUUACUCUAUACAAAUGCCUGAUACGGUCAUGCCUACUACUACUACUACUACAACUACUACAAACACUUCUUCAUCGCAACGCAAAAGACCUUCCAUGAACAGCAGAGCUUGCUCAUAUCAAGAUACUUGUCGCUAUCGCUCAUCUCUCUCUUCUUCUUCUUCUCGUGAAGACUUGCCUUCUAAACUACGUCCUUCUACUCCUGGUGCUUCUGUCAGAGGGCCUCCUCCCACGACACCUGGUUCUCGCCCUAGUCCCUUUUUUCCUGGAUUCUGGGUCAAGGAUCCUGCUACUUCUGCUACAACAACAACAACAACAACAAGUAUCUGGGCAGAAUCCAGUCCUAGUUUGACCGGAAAAUUUGUGUUUGAGACGGACAGCACGAGUACGCCAUCUGAUUCAUCCCACACACAGCACUUUGCCUUCACAGUCCAUGCCAACCGCAACCUCUCGGCUCACUCGCGUCCCGGCACUCCCAUAGACGAGGCAGGUAUCCCCAUCCCUAUUACUCCCGCUCAAUCCGCCGAACGCGACAAGCAGGAAGAGCAGCAGCUGGAAAACGUGCCUCCCACCCACCGCAAACUCAUGGUCGCCGUGGACGCGGCAGACCAAGAGGGGCUGAGAACCUUGGACUGGGCGUGUAAGGAAAUGGUCCAACCUGGCGACACCCUCGUGGUGGUGCGCGUCGUCAAGGAACAAAAGGGCUUUAAAGGCGGCUAUGCAGCAGCGUCUGAAAUGAUGAAAUCCAUUGAAUCCCGUGCUCACGAAGAAGCCGACCGCAUCACCUGCCAUGCCCUCCGCGCCCUGGGCCAACAAUCCAAAAAAUGCAUUGACCUCUACGUCAAAUACCGAACAGGCGAUCCUCGCUCGCAAAUUCGCGAGCUGGUCGGCACCGAACACCCAGAUGUCCUCAUUGUGGGCAAUAAUCGCAAACGGGUGUCCAACACUUUUUUCCAUGGUGGAGAACAAAGCUUUUUGCCAGAGGGGUCGAAUGUACCUGUGGUGUCGAGUCGUGGAGUCUAGUGGAUUCAAAACGUUUGUGUAAAUGUGCUUUUGCUUGUGUGUGUGUGUGUGUGUGUGUGUGUGUAUGUUUUUUUUUUUUUUUUUUUUUUUUUUUUGGAGACUUUCUUUUCAUUGUUGCGCGUUCGAGUGGGUUGGUCUGGGGAGAGAGAGAGAGAAAGGCGACAGUUGGCAUGAGACGUGGUGUACAGAAUAUAUAAAGUUCGUGCCUCUACUGGUUUGUAGGAUAAAUGGAGAAUGAGGGGGAUCCUUUCGACGGGGAAGACAUCAAGUCAAAUGUACAGAAAUAAAAAGAUUACAGCCUUCUUGACUGUUUGCAUAUUGGAAAAAAAACACGGGAUAGUGUUCCCAUCCUAA